UGAUUUGUCAUUCUAAUUGACUAAUUUUAUUCAUCUUUAUCUUUCAAACAUUGUAUUAUCAAGUACUAUCACAAAAAUAGUAUGUGUUAAUUAUACCUAAUUUAUAUUUUGAAAAAUGGUUUUUAAAACUUCAUAAUGAGAAAUUAAAAAAGACUCAGCUCAACAGAAAAGUUAAUUUUACUUUAAUUAUUUUCUCAUAAUUAUACAAUUAAUUGAAAGAAUUGAAUAUUGUAACAUUCAGUAUAAUCAAAGUGUAGAAUUGUGAUAUUAUUAUCACGGUAUUUAAGCGUGACUACUGAAACUUGAUCUUUGUUUAUUUGAUAGCUAAAAAUUUUCAAAAUGAAGAAAAAGGUUUUGCUGAUGGGUAAAAGUGGCUCUGGCAAAACAAGUAUGCGAAGUAUCAUAUUUGCUAAUUAUAUUGCAAGAGAUACUAGGCGAUUAGGUGCUACAAUUGACGUUGAACAUAGCCAUGUUCGAUUUCUUGGUAAUUUAGUGUUAAAUUUGUGGGAUUGUGGAGGACAAGAAGCAUUCAUGGAAAAUUAUUUUGCUUCCCAACGAGACAAUAUAUUUAGAAAUGUUGAGGUUUUAAUCUAUGUUUUUGAUGUAGAAUCACGAGAAUUAGAUAAAGACAUGCAUUAUUAUCAAAGUUGUUUAGAAGCUAUUUUGCAAAACAGUCCAGAUGCAAAAAUAUUUUGCCUUGUUCAUAAAAUGGACUUAGUUCAAGAAGACCAAAGGGAUAUAAUAUUCCGAGAAAGAGCUGAAGAUUUAAAAAAAUUAAGUCUUCCACUUGAAUGUACAUGCUUCAGAACAAGCAUAUGGGAUGAAACUUUAUAUAGGGCUUGGUCAUCUAUUGUUUACAUGCUAAUACCUAAUGUUAAAGAAUUGGAACAAAGUUUAGAACAAUUUGCAAACAUAAUUGAUGCUGAUGAAGUGUUGUUAUUUGAAAGAGCAACUUUUCUAGUAAUCAGCCAUUGUCAAAGAAAAUUUCAUCGAGAUGUACAUCGCUUUGAAAAAGUUUCUAAUAUAAUUAAACAAUUCAAACUAAGCUGCAGUAAAUUAGCAUCACAGUUCACUAGUAUGGAAGUUAGAAACACUAAUUUUGCAGCAUUUAUUGAUGUUUUUACUUCUAACACUUAUGUUAUGGUAAUAAUGUCAGAUCCUGGAAUCCCAUCAGCUGCAACAUUGAUAAAUAUUCGUAAUGCUCGAAAACAUUUUGAAAAAUUAGAACGUGUGAGUCAAAGUUCAGCUUUAAGUGGGUAAAAUUUGAGUAAGUCACGGCAAUCUUUCACUUUAACAUUUUUUUAUUAAAUAAUUCAUCUAAAUUUUGUUGAAUUAUAAAAAAUUAUAUUUAUCAUAGGUUUUAGUCUAAAAUAAAAUGCAUAUUUUUUAUUU
Chelonus insularis is the source of this 1392-nucleotide messenger RNA. RefSeq names its product Ras-related GTP binding A/B (gene RagA-B). NCBI's taxonomy places the organism in Eukaryota, Metazoa, Arthropoda, Insecta, Hymenoptera, Braconidae. Gene Ontology annotation, cellular component: Gtr1-Gtr2 GTPase complex; nucleus; lysosome. The record is from RefSeq and is a predicted model, not a curated record. The transcript has 6 exons. Gene Ontology annotation, molecular function: GTP binding; GTPase activity. The coding region runs from base 340 to 1260 and encodes 306 amino acids. Gene Ontology annotation, biological process: cellular response to starvation; negative regulation of autophagy.